This is a messenger RNA of Talaromyces rugulosus, 2466 nucleotides long. RefSeq lists its product as uncharacterized. The record is from RefSeq and is a predicted model, not a curated record. The transcript has 7 exons. Gene Ontology annotation, molecular function: ATP hydrolysis activity; polyubiquitin modification-dependent protein binding; ATP binding. Gene Ontology annotation, biological process: autophagosome maturation; mitotic spindle disassembly; retrograde protein transport, ER to cytosol. Gene Ontology annotation, cellular component: nucleus; VCP-NPL4-UFD1 AAA ATPase complex; cytosol. The coding region runs from base 1 to 2466 and encodes 821 amino acids. NCBI's taxonomy places the organism in Eukaryota, Fungi, Ascomycota, Eurotiomycetes, Eurotiales, Trichocomaceae.
AUGUCGGCCGAACCAGAUCACGUUAAGUCUAAGGGGAAGGUCAACCUCAAUGACCCCUCCGGUGCUGAGGCCAAGGAUGAGUUGGACACAGCCACUGCUAUUCUCAAGAAGAAGAAGAAGCCAAACUCCCUGAUUGUGACCGAUGCCGUUAACGACGACAACUCGAUCAUCGCCCUUUCUAACAAUACCAUGGAAACCCUCCAGCUGUUCCGUGGUGACACAGUCCUGGUCAAGGGAAAGAAGCGGAAGGAUACCGUUCUUAUCGUCCUCGCGGACGACGACCUUGACGACGGCAGCGUUCGUAUUAACCGUGUUGUCCGACACAACCUCCGUGUGAAGCAUGGCGAUAUCGUCACCGUUCACCCAUGCCCAGACAUUAAAUAUGCCAAGCGCAUCGCCGUCCUUCCCAUCGCCGACACCGUCGAGGGCAUUACCGGCUCUCUGUUCGACGUCUUCCUUGCUCCAUACUUCCGUGAGGCUUACCGCCCGGUGCGACAAGGUGACUUGUUCACAGUGCGUGGUGGUAUGCGGCAAGUAGAGUUCAAGGUAGUGGAGGUCGACCCCCCGGAGUACGGUAUCGUUGCCCAGGACACAAUUGUUCACUGCGAAGGCGAACCCAUCCAACGUGAGGAUGAAGAGGGCAACCUCAACGAGGUCGGAUAUGAUGAUAUCGGUGGCUGCCGGAAACAAAUGGCACAGGUUCGAGAACUCGUCGAACUGCCUCUCCGACACCCUCAACUCUUCAAGUCGAUCGGUAUCAAGCCUCCACGUGGUAUUCUCAUGUACGGCCCUCCCGGUACCGGUAAGACCUUGAUGGCUCGUGCCGUGGCCAACGAGACCGGUGCCUUUUUCUUCCUCAUCAACGGUCCCGAGAUCAUGUCCAAGAUGGCCGGUGAGUCCGAGUCGAAUCUACGCAAGGCUUUCGAGGAAGCCGAGAAGAACUCUCCCGCUAUCAUCUUCAUUGAUGAGAUCGAUUCCAUUGCCCCCAAGCGUGACAAGACCAACGGAGAGGUUGAGCGUCGUGUCGUCUCUCAGCUUUUGACUUUGAUGGACGGAAUGAAAGCCCGCUCCAACAUCGUGGUCAUGGCUGCUACCAACCGACCCAACUCGAUCGACCCUGCCUUGCGCCGUUUCGGUCGUUUUGACCGUGAAGUCGACAUUGGUAUCCCCGACCCUACCGGCCGUCUGGAAAUUCUCCAGAUCCACACCAAGAACAUGAAGUUGGGCGAGGAUGUCGACCUCGAGGCGAUCGCCGCUGACACACACGGUUACGUUGGAUCUGAUAUUGCUUCGCUUUGCUCCGAGGCCGCCAUGCAGCAAAUCCGUGAGAAGAUGGAUCUGAUUGAUUUGGACGAAGAUACGAUCGACGCCGAGGUCCUUGACUCUCUUGGUGUUACCAUGGAGAACUUCCGCUUUGCAUUGGGUGUUUCCAACCCCUCUGCUCUCCGCGAGGUUGCUGUCGUGGAAGUGCCCAACGUUCGCUGGGAAGACAUUGGUGGUUUGGAAGAGGUCAAGAAGGAACUUAUCGAGAGCGUUCAAUACCCCGUGGAACACCCCGAAAAGUUCCUCAAGUUUGGCCUUUCUCCGUCCCGCGGUGUUCUGUUCUAUGGACCUCCUGGUACGGGUAAGACCAUGCUUGCCAAGGCUGUUGCCAACGAGUGUGCCGCAAACUUCAUUUCCGUCAAGGGCCCUGAGCUGUUGAGUAUGUGGUUCGGUGAAUCUGAGAGCAACAUUCGUGACAUCUUCGACAAGGCUCGUGCCGCUGCUCCUUGUGUUGUGUUCUUGGACGAACUUGAUUCCAUUGCCAAGGCCCGUGGAGGCUCUGUUGGUGAUGCCGGUGGUGCAUCUGACCGUGUUGUUAACCAACUUUUGACUGAAAUGGACGGAAUGACCUCCAAGAAGAAUGUCUUCGUCAUCGGAGCAACCAACCGACCUGAGCAACUUGACCCUGCUCUUUGCCGACCUGGUCGUCUGGACACUCUGGUCUACGUUCCUCUGCCCGACCAAGCUUCCCGAGAGGGUAUCCUCAAGGCGCAGCUCCGCAAGACUCCUGUUGCGCCCGACGUGGACAUUCCAUUCAUUGCCACCAAGACCCAUGGCUUCUCGGGUGCUGAUCUUGGAUUCGUCACCCAGCGUGCCGUUAAGCUGGCCAUCAAGCAGUCCAUUGGAAUUGACAUUGAGCGCCAGAAGGAACGCGAAGCGGCUGGUGAGGACAUUGAGAUGGACGAGGCCGACGUCGAAGACCCUGUGCCGGAACUCACCCGCGCGCACUUUGAAGAGGCCAUGGCAUCGGCACGUCGGUCUGUCAGUGACGUUGAGAUUCGCCGGUACGAGGCCUUUGCCCAGAGCAUGAAGAACUCUGGCGGCAGUGCUUUCUUCCGUUUCCCUUCUGCUGAGGAAGUCACUGGAGGUGACGGGCAGAACGGAUUUGGAGAGGCUGGCAACGAUGACAGUCUCUACGAUUAA